AUUGUAUAAAUAGGAGCUGAACGUCUUUGGGAUCGUAGUCAUCGAGAACCUGUAGAUCUGUUUUGUUCCGACUACGCUGUUGACCAUGAAACAUCAUUUUUAUUUACUGUUGUUCUUAGCUUUAGUGUCGGUUGAAUUGUCGCAACAGCAUGGAGUUAAAGGAGGCAGCUUCAGCGGCAGUUUCAGCACUUCUUCGGCAGGAUCGCAAUCGUCGUCUUUUAGCAGUUCAAGUUCAGGUUCAUUCUCUGGUACCGGUUCUCUUAACGAAAUUGGUGCCGGUUUGAAGGAUUUGGUUGGGAGUUUAGCCCACGCAGGAGCUGCGGCUGGUGCCGUGGGUGGUGGAGGCGGUUUUACCGGUUACAAAACGACUUCCGGUGGCGGCGGAGGUGCUAUUAGUGGAAGUGGAAGUUUUGCGGGUGGUUCAAAUGGUGGGAGUUCUUGUGGACUGACUAAUAAGAAUUGUGAGUCCGGGUCCGGUCUUGGGGUUGGUGGGGGCGUGGGAGUUGGCUCUAACGUCGAUGUUGGAAGUGGUGGCCCUGGUGGAGUUACCUGUGCACUUGGGGAUAAAUCGUGUUCAAGUUCAAGUGGUACUGCAACUGGCGAAAUCAGUACUGCAACAUCUAGUACUUCGGCUACGCCAGGUGGCGAAGUUUUGAAAGGACUUUCUGGUACAGACGAAGGUCCCAAUCGGUCUGUUUCUCAAAGUACUAGUGAUAAUAACGCCAUCAGUGGUUCAACUGGAGUUACUGGUACUUUUGGCGGAACCACAAAUGUGCAGCCUUUACCAUUAAAUCCAUCUAAUGAAGGUGGUACUUUUGGUCAAUCAAACAGUUAUGGGGGAACUACCAGUACUAGUUCUUCCGGUAGUUACAACAAACCAAGUGGAGGGUACGUCCCUACUCCAACAUAUCCAUCCCAACCUUCGGUACCUUCAUAUGGUCCUGGCCCUACUUUUGCAAAACCACCUGCACCUACCUACUAUCCCAACAAACCUUGCGGAAGUUACGGAGGGCCAGGGUGUGGAACAUCUGGUACUUUUGGAGGAAUUGGAACUGGAUUUCCUGCUAAUCCCACGGGAACUGGAACUGGAAGUUACAAAAAACCUUGCUGUAAGGGACCAUUCCCUGGACCUAAUGGAAGCAUCCACGAGAGUAAACCAGCUAAUUCCGUACCUCCAGUACCCGGCAUUGGGAGUCCUGUAGUAACAGGAGGUGCUGGAUUUGGCGGAAGUAUUAGUAAUGUGAAACCAACAUUUCCUGGACCUAGCGGAAGCAUCCAUGAGAGUAAACCAGCUCAUUCUGUUCCUCCAAUUCCCGUGCACCAUGGAGGCGCUCCCAGCUAUCCUACGGGAUCACCCGUGACUGGUGGCUACUAUCCGACAGGAUCUCACGUAACUGGUGGUAGUUAUGGUACAGGAUCCCACCACGUAACUGGAGAUUAUUAUGGUCACGUUCCUGUCCCAAGUCACCCAUCAGGUGGAUCUAAAGGACCAUGUUGCAAGGGACCUUUUCCAGGACCUAACGGAAGUAUCCAUCAUAGUAUUCCAGCAUCUUCCGUUUCUCCAGGCGGAUCUUUGCCAGUAGCUGUCGGAAGCAUUUCCGCUAAUAUUCCUUCAACUUCGAUAACUUCUACAAUAAAUGCCGGAUCUCAAGCUACAACUCAAUCCGGAAUUUCUGGUUGGAGCAAAGACUAUACUGCAGGUAAUGGAUACACACACUAUUACACUAUUCCAAAACCGUCAAUACAUCUACACCCGCCAAUCACUGGAACAGUUUACACAAAACCAGUUGCUGGAUACCAUCCGUUAAAUCCCGAUUUCAUCUUCGUAGGAAAAACAAAUUUAGAAACUUCUGGCUCACCAGCUGCUACAGAGGGCUCAGGUUUUGCAACGGGGAGCGUAACAAUUCAAAAACCUGAUGGAACUUUAAAAACACCUAUUUUUGAUUCCGAAAAAGACAAAAUUUCACCAACGCCUAGUUCGGGUGCUGGCGUAUUUGGGCAAAAACCUGCAGAAAACGACAAACCUUCAUCGUUUGGUGUCUCCGGAACAUCAACAAGUGUAUCCUCUUCAGAUGCCAGCUUCACAAGUCCACCUGCUGGUACUGAAAAACCUGAGACAAAGCCUGAAGGAUCAGGCGCUUCUGGUAGUUAUGGUUCUUCCAUUUCUGGUACCGGAAGCAAAUCUGAUAGCGGCUUUGCUACUGGAAAUGUUGAAAUAAUCAAAUCUGAUGGGACAAUUACCGGAGGAAAAGAUUCACCCAGCGGUGAAAAUGGCGCAACUAGCGGAUUUGCCACUGGAAAUGUGCACAUUUUUAAACCCGACGGUACCACUGGACCCGGCUUUUCUGGAAGUUAUGGAGGCUCAAUUUCUGGUUCUGGGAGCAAAUCUGGUGGUGGUUUUGCAACUGGAAAUGUUGAAGUCUUCAAACCCGAUGGUACCGUCACUGGAGGAAACGAUCUAGCUGGAGGAACCAAAGCUACAUCAAGUAAUUCCGGUUCUAACACUGGAGCCGAUGGUUUUGCCACAGGAAACGUCCAUAUUUUCAAGCCUGAUGGGACAGUAACCGGAGGAAAAGAUGCUCCAGGUAGUUCAAGUUCGGGUUCAGGCUUUGAUGGAAGUGCAAGUUCUGGAGGUGACGGUUUUGCCACCGGGAAUGUCCAGAUUUUUAAACCCGACGGUUCGGUUACCGGCGGAAAAGAUGGUGGUGCUUACGCAGGAAGUGGUUCUUUUGGAUCGUCCGGGAACUGCGGGAUUUGCUCCGGAGGUGUGAAAAGUCCAGUUGGGGGGGCGGCUGGAAGUGGAAACUUUGGCGGCUUUGCAGGUUCGCAAAGUGGAGCUUUCGCAGCAUCGGGUUCUUUAGGAGGAGGCGGUAAUGCAGGAACAGGUUUUUCCGGAUUGCUUGGAAAUUUGUUUGGGAAACAUGGUUUGGGUGGGAAUUUGGGAGUGUCAGGAGCUGGCUCUUUUGCCAAAUCACAUUCAUUUGCCGGAAGUUCAAGCUUUGCAGGCGCUAGCUCUGGUUCAUAUACAGCGGGACAUUAUUAAUAACUCUUAUUUAAUUAUAUUUUUUAUCUGUGAAUAUUAUUUUUAUAAGUAACUUUUUAUUGUAUGUGAUUUUUUUAAUAAAUAUGAAAAAAAAUAA
Molecule: messenger RNA, 3140 nt
Organism: Tribolium castaneum (red flour beetle)
Lineage: Eukaryota; Metazoa; Arthropoda; Insecta; Coleoptera; Tenebrionidae
Exons: 8
Coding region: 86-3043 (985 amino acids)
Source: RefSeq, a predicted model, not a curated record